This is a messenger RNA of Cryptomeria japonica (Japanese cedar), 1225 nucleotides long. Its product is annotated as membrane-anchored ubiquitin-fold protein 6. The coding region runs from base 159 to 806 and encodes 215 amino acids. The transcript has 5 exons. The record is from RefSeq and is a predicted model, not a curated record. Lineage: Eukaryota; Viridiplantae; Streptophyta; Pinopsida; Cupressales; Cupressaceae. Gene Ontology annotation, molecular function: protein binding.
AGGUGGUGAUUAAGAAAGGGAAAGGGACGGAAUCGGUGGGUGACCAUCCAGGAGUUCUAAAGCGUCCACGUGGCAACCAUAACCAGAAGCCGAUCAACUGAUUUGCCCACCAAAGCGCGUAAAACGUACACAGUCCUCCGGAAAUAUUUGUUUUUUCCAUGCUCGCCGAUGUUUCAAUCCCUAAAAUUGUAUACAGAUUUUUUUUUCUUAUUUGCCAGCUUUUGUGCAUAAAAUUUCCUUCAAAUUUCUUGUUUGAAUUUUACAUCGCCCGAAUUUUCCUUGAUUACAUCGCAGUCGGACAAUUCCGAAGAGCAAGCUGGAGCUGCCGGUGGAGUUUAUGGAGGACUGUAUAUAGGGUUUCACAAUUUGUCAUAUUGAAGGGCUUUUUUGGUUUGAGGUUGCGAGGCAGGCUCGGAUGUUCGAAACGAAAUUUUACUUCAUUCAGAUUUAUUGUAGGGAGAAUUGCAAUGGCAGAUGUGGACUUGCUGGAACUCAAGUUCCGUCUUCAUGAUGGCACAGAUAUUGGACCUCACAAAUAUGAUUCAGCCAGUACCAUUUCUACAGUUAAGGAAAGCAUAAUUGGUCAGUGGCCACAAGACAAGGGAAAUGCUCCAAAAAGAAUAGAUGAUAUAAUGCUUAUCACGGCUGGGAAAGUUUUGGAGAACAAUAAGACUCUUACAGAAUCAUGGAUACCUAUGGGCGAGCUUCCAGUUGGGGUCAUCACAAUGCUUGUUAUAGUACGCUCUCCAAACAAAAAUUCAGAGAAGGAUCUUCCAAAGAGCAAAUGUUUGUGCAUUAUUAUGUAGAUUGGCACAGACCCCACAGAUACUGAACUUUCCAGCAUUCAAUGUAUUUUGUGGCACUGCAAUUAUUGUAUUGUUAAGUACUUGGUUUAUGAUUUCUAUUUUGUCCAUCGGACUUGAUAGGAAAUUAGAAGAAAAAAUUGCAUUUGUUUCAAUGAUUGAAGAAAACGAUGCAACUGUAAGUAAAAUGUUGAUUUAUUUUCAAAAUAGAGGUAUAUAUCUUCUUUUAGGUAGGUGAGCAGUCAGUAAUUCUUUGAUCUUCAUCUGCGGCUGUUAUCCUUAAAUGUCAUUAUUCUUCAACUUUGAAUGGUUUUCACGGCUACCAUUUAAAUUCUGGGCGUUGUAGUUAUAAUCAUUCUCAUCAAGAAGGUGAUUGAUGGAAACCUGAUAUGAAAUGAAGAAAACGAUAUGAUUUCCUGUUA